Molecule: messenger RNA, 2127 nt
Organism: Magallana angulata
Lineage: Eukaryota; Metazoa; Mollusca; Bivalvia; Ostreida; Ostreidae
Exons: 4
Coding region: 165-1265 (366 amino acids)
Biological process (GO): protein homooligomerization
Molecular function (GO): protein binding
Source: RefSeq, a predicted model, not a curated record
CCGAAUCAGAAAUCAACAAGGAGGGUUUGUGUAUUGGCAGCCAGCUGAAAUUUUGCCCAAUAACAACUUUAUUUAUGUCUACAUUCGCUACCAGUGAAAAAUAUUGAUCUGAUACGAUCAUUUGACGUUCUUUAACAUCGUUACUCUGCAUUUCUAACUUAAACAUGCCAGGUCAGGGGCCACCGUUCUUCUAUCACGACUAUUUCCAAAACCAGAGACUGCCGGGAGUCAUGGAUGACCGCCUCCACCACCCCCCUCAGGGACCAGCUAUUCCAGGCCACCACAUGCCCAUAAUGGCACCACCUUAUGCAAACCAGUAUUCAUUCAGACCACCACUCUGGGGACCACCAGCUUUCAACUAUCAUAAUAACAAUAUCUACCACAACAACAACCUCAGGAAUCUCCAACCAGUUCAAAGGAAUCUCAAUGCAGCACAAUCACAACCAAGCAAUGAAAGGGAGAAAACUUGUUUUAUUUGUCAAGAUGCUUUGCAGAAUUCUGAAGAGAGGGGUAUUCACCUUUGUGACGGCGGGCUUAAAGAAAAAGAUACAAGCAAAGAGACAACCUCAGCUGAUGAGUUAAACGUUGAUAUAAAGGAUAUGGAUGCCCGUCUUGAGAAAUUGCUUUUGGAACUAAAGGGCUGUCUUAGGAACAAAUAUGAGAGUGUUACAGAAACCUUAGAAAACUAUGUCUCAUCUCGGGUCAGCGAGAUAGAAACCAUCCAUCAAGAUGUCCUCGAGGAGAAAUCACACCUAGAAAACCUACAGACAGAGCUGAAAACAAAGACACAGGCAUUGGAAGAGAGAGAGAAGGUGCUGAGGGAAAAGGAGACCCAGCUUAACAAAGAUAAGGAGAAAUUCGAGAAGGAGGUUCACAAAGAAAAGGAGGAAAUCUGUCGACAAUGGCAGCAGCUCCGAGACGAAAUCUCCAGAAUGGAAAAACUUCAUGAAGUGCAAAAGGGUAGGAUCAAGCUGGAUAUUGGGGGUGUGAACUUUACCACAUCGAGAUUGACCUUGACACGAGAUUCCGAGUCCAUGCUUGCAGCCAUGUUUAGUGGUCGCCAUGAUAUCCGAGUGGAGGAUGAUGGGACAAUUUUCAUCGACCGGGAUGGCACACAUUUCCGGCACAUCCUGAACUAUCUGCGUGAUGGUGGAGUCAAGCUGGAUGCUCUGCCUCGAAACAGACAAGUUCUCCGAGAGCUGAGAAAUGAAGCUGUGUUCUAUCAACUGCAUGGGCUUGUCCAGCAGAUUGAAAAACUCAUAUGAGACCUCAGAACUCCCAUAUGAAGUAAGAGUCCAUCCUCUCUAUGCUGUUGAUGAUAAGUGCUAAGAUUAAGGUGUUACGGCUAUAAGCACCUAACGUUAAGUUACGGUCCAUUAUAUGCUGGCCCAAGAAUGAUGAGAUAUGUAUAGAGGGCCAUUCAAGUCAAAUAUAUGUAGCUUUUGCAAUGUUCAGUCAAAGAUAUGGUGUGCCCAAAUUUACUAUCAAUUAAGGAAUAUUAUAAUUGCAUUUUUAAAAUUAUGUUUUGUUCAUCUGCGUAAAAAUGCAAAAAUGAUAUUCAUAAGCUGUUAUAGUGACCAAGAAAAACUGAAUGAAAGAAUUUAAAUAACAAGCAAGAAAUUAAACCAGGGUAAGUUGCAGAAAAAUAAAGAAUAUCGGUGUCUACAUGAUUAUCAAAUUGCUAAUAAGUACCCAUUCAGAGUAAAUUCUCUAUUUCUUGUUUUUAGUAGAUAGUAGAAUAAAUAUUUUGCCAUCACCAAUAUACAUGUAUAACCUAGCUUGGAUUCCCUUUAAUGCUUCCCUGGUUCGUUUUGUCACACCCAUUCUUUGUAACUUCGGUUUGUGUUUUCACUAUACUUUUGCAUGCCUACUGUGUAAUAAAGAUUGAUCUAAAGCAUAUAUUUAUUGAUCACAUAAGUCAAAGAAAAAUUUUUAACGUUACCGGUAUGAAGGAGAAUAGAGUUUAUAUUUGUAUAGUUCGAUGCAGAUUUAAAAUUAUGUGCAUGGUUAUGGAGGAAUAUUUGUGAUUAAAUGUGAAGGAUUUAUAUUUUAUUUUGAAUGUCUAUAUGAGUGUGUGAUUAAGCAUAUCUAAUUAUAUACUUAGUCUAAUAAAUAUAUAUAAUAAAA